AUGGGGUCGGUGGAACAAGGAAAGGCGGGAGCGGAGUAUGUCAACUUACCGGGAGAUGGAGGAAGCUUGAUUCUGCGUAAAGUCCCCGAUGAUAAUUCUUGUUUGUUCUCUGCCAUCGGGGUGGUUUUUGAAGGUGGUAUAGAGGGUGGAAAGAGACUACGACAGGUCAUAGCUAAUGCCAUUCGUGAGGAUCCGAACGAGUAUCCUGAUGUCGUCCUGGGGAUGAGUCGUGAUCAAUAUAUAGCCAAAAUUCUCCAGCCUGAUACAUGGGGGGGAGCCAUCGAACUCUCCAUCUUCUCGAAACACUACAAAACCGAGAUUUCAUCCUUUGACGUAGCUACCGGUCGGUGUGAUAGAUUCGGACAGGAUCAAUAUGAUACCAGAUGUUUCUUGGUGUAUUCCGGUAUUCACUACGACGCCCUCUCCCUAUCUCCUACCACCGACGCUCCACCAGAAUUCCAUACCACCUUAUUCCAAAUUUCCGACUCUAACAUUUUCUCAUCUGCCGAAAAACUCGUCAGUCAACUCCGAUCGAAACAUUAUUAUACGGACACUGCGACUUUUGAUCUUCGAUGUGGGGUGUGUGGAAUAGGUUUGAGGGGUGAGAAAGGAGCUAGGGAACAUGCUUUGAGUACUGGACGUGAGUCUUUCUAUUGUUUUUCUGAAUCACUACUUCGACACACUUUACAAAUGUGUCACGCCUGUUUAAAGGUUUUGGUUUUUGGUUCGGUACUCUUUCAGAUAUUCUUCAUCAUUUCGAAUGCACAUCUCUCUAGAUCUACCUCUCUUCCAUGA
Molecule: messenger RNA, 795 nt
Organism: Tremella mesenterica DSM 1558
Lineage: Eukaryota; Fungi; Basidiomycota; Tremellomycetes; Tremellales; Tremellaceae
Exons: 5
Coding region: 1-795 (264 amino acids)
Biological process (GO): protein deubiquitination; endoplasmic reticulum unfolded protein response
Cellular component (GO): cytosol; nucleus
Molecular function (GO): cysteine-type deubiquitinase activity
Source: RefSeq, a predicted model, not a curated record